Messenger RNA from Jaminaea rosea, 930 nucleotides. RefSeq lists its product as hypothetical. The transcript has a single exon. Lineage: Eukaryota; Fungi; Basidiomycota; Exobasidiomycetes; Microstromatales. The record is from RefSeq and is a predicted model, not a curated record. Bases 1 to 930 code for a protein of 309 amino acids.
AUGAGCCACGCUCAGCACAUCGCUGAGCGACACCUGUACGGUAGGCGAGACGAGUGGGUGUCGUGCCCGAUCUGCGCCGACGAGCUGCACAUCGCAGACCUCCUUCAACACCUUCUCUCAUCACACGGCCUCCACUACGGGCAACAGCGAAGCCCGGCCAUCGAGCAUGACUGGCCGAAAUUGCCGACUCCGUCUGGACAAGCUCAGAGGCAGCGACGCGAUGAAUGGAUCGACUGGGUGCAGUCGCUUCUGAAUCCCGCAUCUUCUGCUCCCCCUGCCGCCGCCGCCACGAUGGAAGAGGACGGUCGCGCUCCCUCCAAAGAGAUGACGAGAAGGCGCAAUGGGCGCAGUUCGACGACACGAAAAAGCAAGGAGGUCUAUGGGCAGAACGCAUGCCCAUAUUGCCUCCUAGAGGGCAAUACCAAGACGUACGCAGCUCAGCAGGGCUCGGCACACCUAGCAUCUCAUCUGUUUGAGAUCAGGGAGAAGAAGCCAGCUUGUCCGGUGUGCAGCGAGACGGUGUCCAUCGUGGGCCUCUUUGCGCAUCUCGAGGGACAUGGUUUCGCCCUGUCCGGCAGUGCCACGGACAAAACAAACGGCAAGACCAAGAAGGUAUACUCUGGUUCCUCGGGCGACACGCGCGCAAAGAAGGAAUCCAUGGCUUGGGUCAGCAAUGGUUGCCCCGAGGACACCCUCUCCCCCCCUCAGGCGAAGAAGAGAAAGGUGGCCGCAGGCCCCUCUCACUCGGUCGCCUCCUCCGCUCGCCCCGCCGCCGCAGGCCCCUCUGGAUGCGCCGCCUCCCUCGCUCGUUCUGCCACCGCAGGCCCGACUGCUCAUACGAAUACUGCUUUGCGACCGCUUUCUGCUUGUCGCGGAGGCCGUCCGCAGCCGAACUACCGACUGUCAUCGGCGAGCGACGACUCGGAGUGA